This is a messenger RNA of Ilex paraguariensis (yerba mate), 543 nucleotides long. NCBI's taxonomy places the organism in Eukaryota, Viridiplantae, Streptophyta, Magnoliopsida, Aquifoliales, Aquifoliaceae. The record is from the annotation of a GenBank genome assembly.
AGGGGAAGAAUAAGCAACUUCUCAGCGCUGCUCAGUCCCAGAAUUUGAGUCGAGAAAAGGAGAUUGCGUUGUUUUCAUCACUGUUUGGCACAUUCAAGCCUUCUUGUAAUCGUUGAGAGGAAAAAUGCUGUCUAUAGCCUCUGAGAUUUCAAAGGCUGAUUCCUGUAGUUCAUUUCACAACAUCAUCAUGCCUUUGUCGCUCCAAAAAUUGUCAUCUACUUUCGUCAUUGUUACCUACAACCAAUGAGGUUGUUUGUGGACUCUGUAUCUAGUGGGUCUAAAUCUCAUUCCUCAUCAAAUCUCUGCAGACAAAAGCUAAGUGUUUCUUUUUUGUCAGUGCAAGUGCAAUUAAUGGCCAUUGCCCUAAAAGCAACUUUCCCCGUCCAACUGAAAAAGAAACCUGAAAACCAUUUAUUUAUUCGCCUGAAUGCUCAAAGAGUCGUUGUUUCGAGGAAAACAUUGAAGACUCCAAUGGCCACUCUCAGCACUGUCUGCACUGUGGGUCUCUCCGAAACUUUUGCAAGAUUGAGACAAGAAGGCAAA